Messenger RNA from Serpula lacrymans var. lacrymans S7.9, 1590 nucleotides. RefSeq lists its product as uncharacterized. The transcript is spliced from 6 exons. Gene Ontology annotation, biological process: S-adenosylmethionine biosynthetic process. The record is from RefSeq and is a predicted model, not a curated record. NCBI's taxonomy places the organism in Eukaryota, Fungi, Basidiomycota, Agaricomycetes, Boletales, Serpulaceae. Gene Ontology annotation, molecular function: ATP binding; methionine adenosyltransferase activity. Bases 61 to 1239 code for a protein of 392 amino acids. Gene Ontology annotation, cellular component: cytosol.
ACCCUUCAGCUCUCUCAUCUUUUCUCUCUUUCCCUUUUUCUUCUUCCUCUGCAAAACAUCAUGUCUGCCAACGGAAGCGCUCGUGCAUCUCUUGCUCCUGGUCAUUUCCUUUUCACCUCCGAGUCCGUUGGUGAAGGCCACCCUGAUAAGAUCUGUGACCAAGUGUCUGAUGCGAUCUUGGAUGCUUGCCUUGAACAAGAUCCCUGGUCCAAGGUCGCUUGUGAGACUGCUUCCAAGACGGGCAUGAUCAUGGUUUUCGGAGAGAUCACCACGAAAGCCCAUAUCGACUACCAGAAAGUCAUCCGAAACACCAUCAAGCAAAUUGGCUAUGAUGAUUCGUCCAAGGGCUUUGAUUACAAGACCUGCAACAUUCUUGUCGCCAUUGAGCAGCAGUCUCCCGAUAUUGCCGGUGCUUUGGACCACGGUUCGCUAGAAUCGCAUGGUGCUGGUGACCAGGGUAUCAUGUUCGGCUAUGCUACCGACGAGACUGAGGAGUACAUGCCAUUGACUAUUGUGCUCGCGCACAAGUUGAACGCUGCACUCGCUGCCGCUAGACGUUCUGGUCUCCUUCCGUGGGUGCGUCCCGACUCGAAGACUCAAGUCACCGUCGAGUACAAGAAAGAAGGCGGUGCCAUGAUUCCUCUUCGCGUCGACACUGUUGUUGUAUCGACACAACAUGCAGAGGAAGUGACGACUGAAGAAGUCCGCUCAUCGAUCUUGGAGAAGGUUGUCAAGGGUGUGAUCCCUGCCAACCUCCUUGACGAAAGGACCGUCUACCACAUCCAACCUUCUGGUCGUUUCGUCAUCGGUGGUCCUCAGGGUGACGCUGGUCUUACUGGCCGUAAGAUCAUCGUCGACACUUACGGUGGCUGGGGCGCUCACGGUGGAGGAGCUUUCUCUGGAAAGGAUUUCUCCAAGGUUGAUCGAUCUGCUGCUUACACCGCUCGUUGGAUUGCCAAAUCCCUCGUGGCUGCUGGUCUUGCUCGUCGUGUUCUUGUGCAGCUUUCGUACGCCAUUGGUGUCGCUGAGCCACUUUCUAUCUACGUCGAUUCUUACGGUACUGGGAAGAAGACUAAUGAAGAGUUUGUUGAAAUCAUCCGCAAGAACUGGGACCUCCGUCCUGGUGUGAUGGUGCGUGAGCUUGAGCUCCAGAAGCCCCGUUACUUGCAGACCGCUUCUUACGGUCACUUCGGUAACCCAUCCUACUCUUGGGAGAAGGCCAAGAAGCUUGUCGUUUAAUGGUCGUCAACCGUCCAUUAUUUUUCUCUCGUCCGCAUUCGCAUCUUUAUUUCUCUCAUCUGGCAUAGGAAGUUCAUCCUUCCAUCAUUUACUGCAUCGCACAUAUAUAUCUCGUGAUCUAGACAAACGCUCAACAUAACUUGCUUGUCUUCGCGCCGACUACCUCUUGGAAUUUCUUUGCGCUACCUUACCCUAUCACGACUAGAACCGAGUACCCAGGGGCUCCGUUCCCCAUACCACGACAUACGUUCCUGCUGUUCACGUAUAACCAGUAUAUUACUUAGUAGUACCGAAGAAUACGACCGCGUUCAACCGCGUAUUCAGAUUCAUUCAUGUUUCGUGUGUGUUCUG